This is a messenger RNA of Meloidogyne enterolobii, 372 nucleotides long. The record is from the annotation of a GenBank genome assembly. NCBI's taxonomy places the organism in Eukaryota, Metazoa, Nematoda, Chromadorea, Rhabditida, Meloidogynidae.
UUAGAAUUUCGCUACAGCGAUUACAUCCAUCAAGGGACAAACAUGCGAGAUAUGCGCUCACGUCAAGUCACAUUGGGCAUUCGGCUUGAUGUUCUUGAGUUGGACAAACCUGCACAUCUAAAAUUCCGACAACUUGUUGGUGAUCGAUACAAUAAAGAUACUGAUGUAUUUAUUGUUGAUUCUGAUCGGUGCCCAUCUCGCAAACAAAACCGAGAAUAUUCUGAAUAUCUUCUCACUGUUCUUUAUUAUGAAUCAAACAAAACAGAACCUUGUGAAGCAAUUAAAGAAGAUUUUCCAGUAAAAGAAGAGAGGAGACCUGCUACAAAUUCUUUAAAUGAGAAUGAUACGAUUUUAAGAGCAGCAAAUAAUUAA